Molecule: messenger RNA, 444 nt
Organism: Dentiscutata erythropus
Lineage: Eukaryota; Fungi; Glomeromycota; Glomeromycetes; Diversisporales; Gigasporaceae
Source: the annotation of a GenBank genome assembly
AUGCAGUCAACUGAGGCAAAAGAUUGCAAUGAGAAACUUGUAAAUAAGAGUAAACGUACUACCAGCGCUUGUACUGAGUGCCGAAAUUCGAAAAAAAAGUGUGAUGACGAAAAACCUUGUAGUCGCUGUACAAAGAAGAACUUAUUUUGUGAGACCGCUGACAUGUGUAAGAAUUGCAGAUAUAGGAGAUAUGCAAUUAAAGGCAUGUUGUAUUGUAAAAAAUGUACCGAAGAACUUGGUCUGGAAACGACACAAGUAAAUACAAAUAACUAUGACACUGUUUCUGGUCCAAAUAUACUUCUUUACGAGCAUGACUAUUCUAUAGUUGUCGAUGUGUCUUUAGAGGGGUAUGAUAAUACAAUGAAUUUACAAUAUGCCGAUAUGCCUUUAGAGGAAUAUGAUAAUACAAUGAAUCAGAUUUUUUUUAGCUCUUUAAACGAGUAA